UUGAACCUGUCAGAAGACUCGUUCAGAGAAUGAUAUAAACAUGGUUGCUUUCUGCUUUAAAAUGUAUUUGUUUUUCAUAUGUUAUUGUAUCAUAAUCAAUGACGUAUGGACAAUUUUGGUUAUCUUCGUCAAAGGUAGAUUGUAGUGUGACGCUAUGGUCUCCAUGGAGUUCAGUGAACAGUGCCGGACAGCAGACUAGAAUUAGACGAAUAAUGCGUCAUCCUCAAAAUGGCGGCAAAACCUUGUCCUCCCCUGAAAGAGACAAGAGAUAUAUUAUCACCUUGGUCGCAAUGGAGUGCAAACUUUGGGUUUGGUCAACAAUCGCGAGUAAGGCAAGUCAUAGCACCACUAUCUAAUUCAGUUCGAACUACACUUAAUAGUGCUUCGGUUGGUGCAGGACGACCAACUGGAACAUAUAAGCUUGAAGAUUUCCGGUAUACUGGAAUGACUCCAGAUGUUAGAGAAACUGCAAAAUCACUCAUGAACUUCUUUUUGAGACCAAGUUGGCAAUCUCUUGCUACACCACUUAAAAGCUUAGCUUUCAGCCCUGUCAGUCGCCGCAGUCAGGUUCCAAGGCUAAGAGAUUUGGUUCUUAUCUUAGACAGUUCUGGAAGCAUUGGCACAACGAGUUUUGUCUGAGCAAAGGAACAGUUAAGCAAACUUAUCGGUUUGAUGUGUCCGGCAAAACCAUUUGAUAGGAUUGAUGGGUCUCCCUAUCAAUUUAACCAAGCUGCCAUGGUGACGUAUUCGACGCAUGUGACUACAAACUUUUAUUUCAAUACAUUCAAUACCACAGUCAGUAUUCAGAAUGCCAUUAAAAGCGCUGCAUAUGUAGGACGGUUGACAUAUACCAACAAAGCGUUUGAUCAAGCAAAGGUUCUCUUUCAACCUGGCAAAGGUGUAAGAGAUGCUGCACUCGCUAAAAACGAGGUACUUAUUCUUUCUGACGGACAGUCAUCAAGUCGAACGUUAGCUCAGACUGCUGUUGGAAAACUCAAACUUGUAGCGGAUAUAUACGGACUCAUGAUAGGAAACUUCACACAGGCCGGGAUGGAUGAACUCACAAAAUGUGUGUCUUUCCCGAAAAAUGAACAUCUAUUUUCCAUAAAAUAUUUCUCACAAUUUAAAGACUUAGUAAACGCCCUUGAAGCUAAGAAGAUACAAGCUGGUGAUAAGUGGUGUGCACCUUUCACUCCGUAAGGUCCAUACUUUUGUGAACUGCUGUAAAAUAAAUCAUGAACUCGUACUGUUGAUAAUGCUUAUCUGAUAAGAAGUACAGUGUCAAAUGUUCCAAUAUAGACUUUUUUCUCACCUUUUCUGUAAAAGUAUAUUCUUAUUGAAAGCUUUAUAUUUGAGCUUGAUUUAUGACUUUUUAUCAUCACAUUACAUUGAGUUUUGUUGAUAAGGUGCAUGCCUGAUAAAAUUAGCUUUAUCAGUCACUCUCAGUGUAUCAGACACGCCAUCAGUACAUAUUAAAAUUUAAUGAAGAGAAUAUAAUAGUUUUACCUCUUUCUAGUUUGAGAUAUCUAAC
Messenger RNA from Ruditapes philippinarum (Manila clam), 1531 nucleotides. Its product is annotated as collagen alpha-5(VI) chain-like. The coding region runs from base 673 to 1200 and encodes 175 amino acids. The transcript has 4 exons. Lineage: Eukaryota; Metazoa; Mollusca; Bivalvia; Venerida; Veneridae. The record is from RefSeq and is a predicted model, not a curated record.